AUGGCAAGCCGAGGGGCAGAGGAAGAGGGGACUCAUAUUCAAAGGUGGAGAUGGAGCCCUCAACGUUUUCUGCGGAGAUUAUUCUGCUGCUUUUGUCUGUGUGAUGAGAAGGAGCCUCUGCAUGAGCAGGAAAUGAUUAAUGAGGAUUCAGUGCAUCAGCAUGCAGAUGAAUGUGGAUCAGGUGAGAGGGAGGUUAUCCAGAUUACAGUGGAAGAUCUGGGGAUACAUAACAUCAGUUUCAGCCUUCUGGACGAGGACCCCGUGAAACCGAAGAAUAGUAUUGCACACUCAACCAGCUCUGUGUCUGCCUGUCGAAGGGUUUGGAAAAAAAAGAAAGUCCUGAAGCCUCUGUCUUCACUCCCGCUACAGCCCAAGGUCCAUCUGGCAAGCACUCCUAGUGAUGGAGAGGAUGCUGAAGAAGAAGAAGAAGAAGAAGAGGGUCUCCUGACACCACCUACCAUCAAUCUGAUCCCACCAACUCCCUCUGAUGUUGUUGACGAUGAUCAGUUCUUUGACAACAAUUCAGAUGAGAGUGUGGCACAUACAUCGGGCAGUGAUGGCAGCUGUGUUGCUGGUGAAGAGGGGACUUAUGAGAAAAAGUUGGACAGUAUGGAAGCAAAGGACUCAGCCGGGCAACUCUUUCUAGAAGAGACUAAGGCUGGUUCAGAGGAUGAAAAUGAGUCUAAUGAGGGAAGAAGUGAUGUUCUUGGAGAACCAACAGAAUCAAUGCCAAGUGAAAGGGGGAAAAAAGAGAAAACAAAGCACAGUUUCUCAUGGUCAGCUUUUCAGGUGGCUCCUCUGCAUGAAUACCUCAAGAAAAAUGACCCAAGCAACAGUGAUACGAGCUGCUCUGACAUGCUGAAGGAGGAACUUUGCCUGCUCUCCAACAUGGCAAUGAUGGAUGCAUUUCCUCACAAAAAGAGACCACUAACUCGCUCCUGCAGUUUUGGAGACACAAUAACUGCGAGUUCCCGUUUUCAAACUUUUACGAAAACCACAAAUCAAUGCCAGGAAGGGAAAGGGGUGCUUCGACAGCGGCGCAAAACUGUUGCAUCAUUUAUGCCUCACUCUACGGAUCAGAAUGGAAACUUCCCUGAGAAGGAUGUAGACAUUCAAGGGACCAAAUCCUUCAGUGGGUUGAACACAGAAGAAGUGUGCCAAUGGUUUACCAGUAUCGGAUUGCAAAAAUGUCUUCCUUUCAUCAGAGAGGCAAAACUCUGUGGGGGAGACAUAGCCUCGGUGGAUGCAAACACUCUUGCCACCCUUCAUAUUGUCACACUGGAGGACAAAGAACAAUUGCUGUCAGCCAUUUAUAAUGAGCUCCACCCUCCUAGCACCAUCUCACAGACCCUCAGCUCUUUAACUGAGAAUUUAGGGCCUCAUAAUGUGGAAGAUUUCAGUACAACGCCGAUCACAAUGACUAAGUCCAAGUCUUCUCCUCAAGUGAGCUGCUUGAACAUGAAUCAGCGUUCACUUAAGCUGAGAAACCACAGCCAAAACCACAUGAUACAGAGGAAUUCCCAAAUGAUAGAGAUAACUAUUAAUGCAUCAGAGAGGAUAGUUCAUCUCCGAACCCCAAAGGAAACAACAGUGGGAAAAAUCAUGGACUCUUGUUUCAAAAUGCUUGGAAUGACUGACAAAAAUGCCCUACUGGCACUGAAAGAAAAGCAAGACUCACCACGGGAGCUCUCACCAGAGCAGCAGAUUGGGACUUUACUGCCAUCAACUUCAGAUAAUAGACAGCUGGAGCUGCACCUGUGUAAAAGGGACAAACCAACUCUUGCUCAAAAUGGUCCUGAAGUCAGCACCCCUUGGGAAAAUGGUAAUAAAAAUGUCCAGGGGGACCAGUCGGCCAAAGAAGAGAGAAUCCGAGAACUAAACCAACAGGUGGACUCGCUACAAAAUGUCAUCUUCCAGGUCCAGGAGCUCCACCAUGACCUAGUAGCAUUUUGCACAGAGUUAAAGAGCAUGGAUACAGAUGUAAACUUGGAAACACUUGGUGCUGCAGAGCUGAAAAAAAGACUGGAGAUGAUAAACAGCCAACUGAACGACAAGAGGCAGAGCCUUCAGACCCUCAGAGACAACAUUAACAACCCAACUGCUCACAAGAAGAAACAGUUGGAGGUUCAUCUCAUGGAAAAAAUGAAAAUAAACUGCCAAGUAUUCAAGAAGGAAAUCUCUAUCGUACAUCUCAACAGACAGGCGACCCAACUUCAAAAUGCUUUGCAAGAAUGCUACAUUAAGGAGAAAGCUCAAACAAAGGCUUCGACGUUUGGUUGCCUGAGCCGGCUGGUGUCACCACAAUCUCCAGCCAUGCUGAUAGCUGUGCAUGAGAACCAGAGUCAUGACGGUCAUUAUGGCUUUACAUGUCUGCACAGAGAAGGCAGUGGGCUGGAAGUGGCUGAAGUUGAAAACUCCAACCUAUGUGUGGAAGACAGACUGGUGGAGGUGAAUGGUGUAUCAGUAGUCAACUCCACACUCAGUGAGCUGACUGACCUCCUACUGCAGGGACCCUGUGCACAAAUUGUUGUCCUUCGUCAGCCUCCACCCAUCCUGACCUCCCCACUGUUCCUGCAAAACUCAGUCAGCCCUGAUCCCGUGCAAACAGUUUCCCCAGAAAGGGGUGUUGUCACCAAGGAAACCCCUCCACAGCGUAAGCUGAUGACCAUCUAAUGAUUGGAGGAAGAGAACUCAAGAGGCAACUAAGAGAAUGUUGACAAGAAAUACUGUGAAAUACUUUUUUUAAUGUUUACCUUCAAAUUCUAAAAUACAUAUUGUUUGUAGUGAUUAAUGAAUAAUGUAUUCUGUGUAAAUGUAUGUGCAAAGCACAUCAACGUGAAGAAAAAAGAAAUGAAAAACUGAAAAAAGAUGUUUGAAAAAGUCCUUAUGUCUUGUGACCCCUCUUGUUUGGUACAGUCCUUUUCAAAUGAGACAAUAUAAGAAUAUGAAACACAGAACCUGACAGUGCUUUGCUCCACUGGAAAAGUGAUUAGAUGUUCUUUUUUUAGCAUCCAGUGGAGUAAGUCCUGAGGGUGCCACAAUGUAAGCUUGAAGAGUUUCCUCUUCAUCUGUUUUAUUUACAAAGAAAAAACUAGACUCUGACAAUUAUUUAAUGUAGCAACAAAUCAAAACGUGCUGUACAUUUUUUCUGCAACCUUUCCAUCCUUCAAGUAGAGAUAAGCUUGAAUGAUGUUCAGAGCUAAAUAUUUCUUUGAAUUAUUCAAGUAUCUUCUCUGUACGAUAAAUACUGUAUAAUGUAAUCCACUUUAUAGUAAAGGAAUAAACCCUUGGACCCGGAAAUGCCUCAUUUAUCAGCCUAGUUCUCCCUUGUUAAGUGGCAGUGGAUC
Molecule: messenger RNA, 3347 nt
Organism: Menidia menidia (Atlantic silverside)
Lineage: Eukaryota; Metazoa; Chordata; Actinopteri; Atheriniformes; Atherinopsidae
Source: the annotation of a GenBank genome assembly